AUUUUGAGGCCUGAGCCAAAGUUCACUGGUCGGACCGGGAGCGGAGCCUGGCGCUGUCGGUGCCCGGUGGCUCCGAGGGGGGGCGGACGCUUCCAGAGGAGACGCGCUGUGGUUGUCCUUGAGACAUGACUGCCCCGGGAUUCGCCGCCUCUAUUCCCACGACAGUGCGAGCGUUGCGCGCAGCGGUGUGACAAGAUGUUGGCCAUUUCUGCCAGACUCCGGCCAAGCAUCGUGAAGCCAUGUCGCCUGCUCAGACCAGUGACACAGAUCCCAGGGAGAAGCCUGGUGCACCAGGAGGGCUUACCAAAGCUGCCCGUGCCCCCCUUAAAGCAGACGUGUGAGCGCUACCUGGCUGCCCUCCAGCCCAUUGUCAGCGAGGAGGAGCUGGAACACACCCGGCAGCUGGUGCAGGAGUUCCUCAAAGGUGGUGUCGGGGAGAGGCUGCAGAAAGGUCUGGAGCGCCGGGCACGCAAGACAGAAAACUGGCUUUCAGAAUGGUGGAUGCAGACGGCCUAUCUGGACUGUCGCAUGCCGGUGGCGGUUUACACCAGCCCGGGGGUCGUCCUGCCCCGCAUGCACUUUCAAGAUCGCCAGGGGCAGAUGAGGUUUGCUGCCAAACUGAUUGCAGGAGUUUUGGAAUUCAAAAAAAUGAUUGACACAAAGACCCUGCCCAUAGAGUACCUGAGUGGGAAGCCGCUCUGUAUGGACCAGUAUUACCAGAUCCUGUCUUCAUGUCGGAUCCCCGGCCCAAAGAGAGACACGGUUGUAAAUCACGCCAUAGGGAAGACGCCACCCACUCACAUCACUGUGGUCCACAACUUCCAGUUCUUCGUCUUGGAUGUGUACAACAGUGAUGGUAGCGCACUGACAGUAGACCAGAUUUACAUGCAGCUGGAAAAGAUCUGGAACUCCUCCUUGCAGACGAACAAAGAGCCCAUCGGCAUCUUAACCUCCCAGCACCGUAACACCUGGGGAAAAGCUUAUAACAACCUCAUUAAAGAUAAGACAAAUAAGGAGUCAGUCCGCGCCAUCCAGAAGAGUAUUUUUACGGUUUGUUUGGAUGCGCCGAUGCCACGGGUGUCAGACGAGCUGUUCCUGAGCCGAGUGGCCGCCCAGAUGCUGCAUGGAGGUGGAGCGCGCUGGAACAGCGGCAACCGCUGGUUUGAUAAGACAUUGCAGUUCAUCGUCGGUGAAGACGGAACGUGUGGACUGGUGUACGAACAUGCACCCGCUGAGGGUCCACCCAUCGUCUUCCUCAUCGAUUAUGUUGUUAAAUACAUGCGUAAAACGGAACUAGUCCGCACCCCCAUGGUUCCCCUCCCCAUGCCUCAGAAGCUUCGCUUUAACAUUUCACCUGAGGUCAAGAGAGACAUCGAGAAGGCCAAACAAAACAUGAACAUAAUGGUCCAAGAUUUAGACGUGAAGGUGCUCAUGUUUUCACAUUUUGGAAAAAAUGUGCCGAAGCAACAUAAGCUGAGCCCAGAUGCCUUUGUACAAAUAGCUCUUCAGCUGGCUUACUUCAGGAUGUAUAACACCUACUGCUCCACCUAUGAAAGUGCAUCGUUGCGAAUGUUUAAAUACGGCCGGACCGACGCGAUCCGCUCCACUACUGUAGAUUCUUUGAAAUUUAUGGAGGCAAUGCAGGACCCUGCAAAAGAGACAUCAGAGAGGCUGGCGCUGCUGCGGAAGGCUCUUCAGACGCACAAGGAGAACACCUACAAUGCUAUUCACGGACAAGCCAUUGACAGACACCUCCUCGGGCUCAAGAUGCUGAGUAUUGAAGACUUGACCUCCAUGCCUGAGAUCUUCAUGGACACCUCCUUUGCUGUGGCUCAGCAUUACCAGCUCUCCACCAGCCAGGUUGGCUCCAAGACAGACUGCGUGAUGUGCUUCGGUCCAAUGGUGCCAGAUGGCUACGGCGUGUGUUACAAUCCCAUGGACGAGCACAUCAACAUCGCCAUCACGGCCUUCAACAGCUGCGAGGAGACGAACGCCGCCAAGUUUUCCCAGAUGGUGAAGGACGCUCUGUUGGACAUGGGGGCUCUUCUGGAAGACACGGCUACAGCCAAAGAGUAGUGAUCCCCACACAGCAGCUUGGCACUCGGUGUGAUUCCCACCAGGCUGCAUGGGAGCUGGAAACGGGCUGGUGCCGGAGUCACUGGCACCGGCGCGUGGUACUGUGUUGGCGCUGAGGGACUGUUAUCAGAGGGUUGUAGGAAGUAGAAUGUGUGAAAAUCAUUGCACUGCCAUUGUGUUAAAAAACAAUUAUCUCUGAGGGAAAUUUUAAUAUAUUGUUGUGUGUGUGAGAUCCUUUUAUGUGUGUAACUCUUCCCUUGUUUAUACCUAAGCAGGUCCUGGUGGAGUCUUCUGAAUGACAUUAUCCCCACUUUAAGGUUUUGGGCCUUGGCUUGUUCAGUAUUUAUUUCAUGUAAAAUAAUUUGCACGCACACCAGGUAUGUAAAUAAAGUGUUUCUACUCCUGA
Messenger RNA from Betta splendens (Siamese fighting fish), 2482 nucleotides. RefSeq names its product carnitine O-acetyltransferase-like. Gene Ontology annotation, cellular component: peroxisome. Gene Ontology annotation, molecular function: carnitine O-acetyltransferase activity. The record is from RefSeq and is a predicted model, not a curated record. Lineage: Eukaryota; Metazoa; Chordata; Actinopteri; Anabantiformes; Osphronemidae. Gene Ontology annotation, biological process: carnitine metabolic process, CoA-linked. The transcript has 14 exons. The coding region runs from base 196 to 2076 and encodes 626 amino acids.